CUUGAGUCUGCGUUUCUUGUGGAAAACCGACUUACCCGUACGCAUGAUCACAUAGCGCUCGUCAUCACGACUGGGCAUAUCGCAGAGGCGCAGCAAGCGAUGAUAUGUGCGCGCGACAACUUCCUCAGGCACCCCAGCGACCACCGCCGCAUUCAACACGGAUAUCCACCCGGACCGGGCACAGCCCAAACCAGGUGCAGAAUUCAUUUUGCCGCCGGCCGUCCACAGUGCACGCAUCUUCGCCCAAGUAUCGGCUACACCAGCGACAGCCUCCAUUGCAACCGUGCGUGAGACAAAGUCCGACAGCAACCGUGGCAAUUCCGGCGCACCAUGGUGUGUAUCUGAGCGCGGCAUUAUUUGGGUGAACACUUGGGUGCGUGUCAAGUCAAUGAGCGGCUGGUAAUGGUCAAGUGGAGCAUGUAUGGGGUCAGACGGUAGUGGGACGCGGGCGUAUCGCGGCGCGAGCAGUGCUGGUGUCUGCACUUGUGCGGCGGUUAGGAUGCGCAGGCUGGAGUCUGUGCGGUUUAUGAGCAUCCCGAUGCCGCCGUUGCAUUGCGGAUCUGCAAUGGCGUCUGCAUCAAACCGCGCCUCCACUGAGCCCACAAAGCCGUGGUCCUCAUCAGAGCCGCGGUCCUCAUCAGAGCUGCGGUCCUCAUCAGAGCCGCCGUCCUUAUCUAACCGCGCCUCCGUCGUGCCAUUUCCCUGGAUCUGCCACGCAUCCCACUCGCACCCAGGCUCCUCCAGCUCCACAUCAACAGGUUCCGCGCCAUGCCGCAGGGGAUCAAUUCCCAUGCAUUGUGGCAACCGCGCGCGGAUCUGCUCCGUGUACCGUUGGAUGUCAAUCGCCGGCCAAGCCACUAUGCGCGAUGUAAACCCGCGCAAGCGCCUGUCACGCCGCUGCACGGCUUUCCGCGGCUUGCCGUCGCCGCGCAUAAUGAUUUCUCGCGUGAUGUCGGUUUCGCGCUCAAGCAAUAGACCGCUCAUUGUGCGGUGCGCCAUACGUACGAGGCGUAGGGUUUCGUCGCUGGAGAGGGCUGAUGGGGUGGUCUGCGUGUGUGGAUCCUCGGUGGCUGUCACAGGGAGGCUCUCUACUCUGUUCUCAACUCUGUCGUCCUCUUCGGCAUCUACUUUGCCGUCCUCUUUGUCAUCUGUGUCUGAAGCCUCUGCGUAGUCAGAGGCAUCGGUGUCGGCCUCCAAAACCGACAACUCUGUAUCCGACACCAACUCUGAUUCCGACGCCGACACUGACUCUGACCCCGACACUACCUCUGCCUCUGCCUCUGCCUCUGCCUCUGCCUCUGCCUCUGCCUC
Kickxella alabastrina is the source of this 1311-nucleotide messenger RNA. RefSeq lists its product as uncharacterized. The transcript has a single exon. NCBI's taxonomy places the organism in Eukaryota, Fungi, Kickxellomycota, Kickxellomycetes, Kickxellales, Kickxellaceae. The record is from RefSeq and is a predicted model, not a curated record. The coding region runs from base 422 to 1171 and encodes 249 amino acids.